AUGGAUAGGUACCAGAGCUGGCAGCAGAGCUGUUUGAAUGCCAUCCUCCUUGUGCUGCUGUGGACUGGCAUUUCCCAUGCACAGAGGGACUGCACGGGCACAGAGUGCCAGCCCCUGGACAACUGCAUCGAGGAUGUGCUGGAGCCUGGCGAGUGCUGUGCUACAUGUCUGCAGCAUGGCUGCACAUGCGAAGGCUACCAGUACUACGACUGCGUCAAUGUGGGCUUUAUCAAUGGCAAAGUACCCGAAGGGCAGUCUUACUUUGUGGACUUUGGAAGCACUGAGUGCUCAUGCCCCAAGGGAGGAGGCAAGAUCAGCUGCCAGUUCAUGCUGUGUCCAGAGCUGCCCCCAAACUGCAUCGACGCGGUGGUGCCAGCUGAUGGGUGCCCUCAGUGUGGGAGAAUAGGUUGCCUCCACGAGGGCCAGAAGUACGUAGCAGGGCACACUUUCCACAUGCCCCCCUGCAAGGUUUGCCAUUGCCCGAACGCUGGUGGUGAGCUGAUGUGCUACCAGCUUCCAGACUGUAACACGUUUGCCUUAAACACAGCAAGCCCAAUAGAUGCUGAAGAUAGCGAGCCAGAGAGGCACUAUGACGACCCCUACAGCUAUGACCAGGAGGCACCAGAAGGAGACAACACCCAGGUGGAGUCGCCAAAGAAAUACAGGACUUAUUCGUCCCACCUUGAGCAAGAGAGCAUCAGCCAAGAGCAAAGCGAGGAUUAUGACUACCUACCAGCCAGCAUUGCUCCUUCAGUUUUGGCUCCUGCUGAUCUGUACACCGAGGAGAUGGCUGUGCCACUCACCACGCCAGUGUCUAAGGUCCCCUCUGAAAUUCGCAGUGCCACAGAAAGAAGUGAACGGAAGAGGGUGCCCCGCACCACUGCAGCAUCCCUUCAGCAAGUGACGCAUAAGGAAACACCAGUGACCACCAGUGCCCCUCCAGAGCACACAACGGCCACCACUGAGGCACCCAAACCCCUGGAGGAGUUGGAGAGGAGACCAAAGGGGAAGCAAGGGGACAAAGAGAGGCAUGAGCAAGAAAAAGCCCCCCACUCUAAAAUGAAAAAGACUGCCAGAAAAGAAGAGCCUGGGAACAGCAUGUAUCUAGGCUUGAAAGAGGUGAAUUUAACAGAGCCGAGCUGGUCAAAAUCUUCCCAUGAAACGCAUGAGGGAAGUGCUUUCCCCAAGGUAAAGUUCAGUGCAACAGCCUCUCCUCCUGUGGCUCUAAAGGAAGACCAUAGUCAGUCAUCCCAAAAACAGUCACAGACGCUUUAUCGUUACCAUCCCGAGGAAGAUGGGGACCCCAACUCUAUUCAUGCUAACCCCAGGUUACCAGAAGGUUCCACAAAGGAAUUGAUUGAGAGCUGCUGUGGAGCUGGACAACAGUGGGCUAUAGACAACGGGGAGUGCACAGAAAUCCCUGUAAGUGGAAUGGAUGGUGAUAUUUGCAGAAUUGCUCAGAAGCAGUGUUGCGUCUCCACCGUAAAGGAAAACAGCUGCCUGGCUGGCAUGAUUGCCGCCAAGGAAGGAGAUGUGUGUGGACUGGAGGAAAGCGAUCCCUGUGCAGGAUCGUCAUAUAAGCAAUGCUGCGAUUGCUGUAAUCUGGGCCUGCGAUUAAGGAGUGAGGGGAAAACCUGUGAGUCCAACAUAAAUCUGGGCUACCCCUGCAGUCAUGUGAUGCUGUCCUGUUGUGAAGGGGGCGAUCACUUUAUCCAUCCAGAAAUAAAAAGGCAUCCUGAACCUUUGCCAACAGUGACACCUGAGAAGGUUUCAGAGAUGGAAGAUCACAAUGAAGCUUUGUCCAUCAGCAACGAAGCUGAACUGUCAAAUAACCUGCCUGGAGAUGACUUGGAUGAAUGCCUUCUCUAUGGUGGGGAACUUUGUCAGCAUUUGUGUGUAAACACUGUGGGGUCCUACAAGUGUUCGUGUUUUCCAGAAUUCACUUUGCAAGAUGAUGGAACCAGCUGCUCUCCAGAUCCCGACAGAGGACAGGUGACAAGGCUGGAAGCAGAAGCCACCAUCCCUCCAGCAGCCUCUCCUUCUCAGCCUCUUCUCAUCAUGUCCUUACAAGAAGAGCAGGAUAAGUGUAAAGAUAAUGGCCCCUGCAAGCACAUCUGCAAUAUCGCAGAGGGAAAUGUUGUAUGCUCUUGUUUGUCUGGAUAUACUAUCAUGGCUGAUGGGAUUUCUUGUGAAGACAUUAACGAGUGUGUAACAGAUACUCACACCUGCCAGCAGAGAGAGUACUGUGUCAACACGAUGGGAUCAUUCAAAUGUCUCCAGGAAUCGAGCUGUCAGCCGGGUUAUGAACUCAGGGAUGGAGAAUGCGUUGAUAUUGAUGAAUGUGAGAGAGGAACUCAUAGUUGUAAGGUAAACUUCAUUUGUCAGAAUACUGAAGGAUCAUUCUACUGUGAGUCAAAGCAGCGCUGCAUGGAUGGAUUUUUACAAGACCCCGAGGGAAACUGUGUUGAUAUUAAUGAAUGCACAUCUCUCCCUGAGCCAUGUAAACCAGGAUUCAACUGCAUCAAUACUGUUGGGUCUUACACUUGCCAAAGGAACAUGCUGACAUGCAGCAGAGGCUACCACUCCAAUGAGGAGGGAACCCGAUGCAUUGAUGUGGAUGAAUGUCAAACUGGCGUACAUCGUUGCAGCGAAGGGCAGAUUUGUCAUAAUCUUCCUGGGGCUUAUCGCUGUGACUGCAAGAUGGGAUAUCAGUACGAUGCGUUCAGCAGAAGCUGCAUUGAUAUAAAUGAGUGCUGGAAUUACCCUGGACGCCUGUGUCAGCACACCUGUGAGAACACCCCUGGGUCCUACCAUUGCACUUGUUCUUCUGGUUUCCGCUUGUCUUAUGAUGGGAAGCAUUGUGAAGAUGUGAACGAAUGCGAUACUAGUCCCUGCAGCCAAGAGUGUGCCAAUGUUUAUGGUUCCUAUCAGUGUUACUGCAGGCAAGGCUUCCAGCUAGCAGAAGAUGGACAUUCUUGUAAAGAUAUCGAUGAGUGCACACAGAGUGCAGGCAUUCUCUGUACUUUCCGCUGCGUGAAUGUUCCUGGUAGUUAUCAGUGUGCUUGUCCUGAGCAGGGAUAUACCAUGGCAGCAAAUGGAAGAACCUGUCGAGAUAUCGAUGAGUGUGCAAUAGGAACCCAUAACUGCUCAGCUGCAGAGACUUGCUAUAACAUCCAGGGCAGCUUCCGCUGCUUGUCCUUUGAGUGCCCUUCCAACUACAGAAAAGUAUCUGACAUGAGGUGUGAACGAAUCAGUUGUUUUAAUUACCUGGACUGCCAAAAUACCCCGGUGCGCAUUACUUAUUACCAGCUGAACUUCCAAACCAACAUCGUGGUCCCAGCUCAUAUUUUCCGUAUUGGACCAUCGCCUGCCUAUGCUGGAGACAACAUAAUCCUUACGAUCAACAAGGGAAAUGAAGAAAACUACUUCAGCACUCGAAGGCUGAACUCGUACACAGGCAUUGUCUAUCUUCAGCGGCAAGUGAAAGAGCCUAAAGACUUUUUGUUAGAUGUUGAAAUGAAACUGUGGCGUCAGGGAACAUACACUACUUUCCUUGCCAAAAUCUACAUUUUCAUCACAGCUCAUGCCUACUGA
Molecule: messenger RNA, 3594 nt
Organism: Egretta garzetta (little egret)
Lineage: Eukaryota; Metazoa; Chordata; Aves; Pelecaniformes; Ardeidae
Gene: FBLN2
Product: fibulin 2
Exons: 16
Coding region: 1-3594 (1197 amino acids)
Cellular component (GO): extracellular region
Molecular function (GO): calcium ion binding
Source: RefSeq, a predicted model, not a curated record